This is a messenger RNA of Ictalurus punctatus (channel catfish), 2170 nucleotides long. It is a transcript of the gene yipf4, whose product is annotated as Yip1 domain family, member 4. The transcript is spliced from 6 exons. The record is from RefSeq and is a predicted model, not a curated record. Gene Ontology annotation, biological process: vesicle fusion with Golgi apparatus; endoplasmic reticulum to Golgi vesicle-mediated transport. Gene Ontology annotation, cellular component: trans-Golgi network; membrane. Bases 206 to 811 code for a protein of 201 amino acids. NCBI's taxonomy places the organism in Eukaryota, Metazoa, Chordata, Actinopteri, Siluriformes, Ictaluridae.
GUUCCGUACUUCCUGCUUCCUGUUGACUGUGGGGAGUUGACGCUCUGCAGUUACACCGUGUCCACAGUGUAAUAACGUGGCAAUGAUCUGAAAUAUUAUCUGAAUUAUUUGACUGUGUGGAUUAUUUCCUCACAGAGCGCCGCUAUUUCUCACACUUUAUCUGAUUCAGUUAUAAAGUUAUCGAGGCGUGAAGACGGAGUCCGACAUGCAGUUUUCUCCGAGCAACGGAGAUUUUACCUUCGUCUCCUCCACCGGGGCGGAAGAGCUGAGUGGGACGAUCGAUGCCCCGGACAUUAAGCUGAACAUGGGCAGUGAUCACAGCCGGGACGCUUACGCCGCUAACUUCCUGCGGCAGAGAGGAUACGGUUGGCUGCUGGAGGUGGAGGAGGACGAGGCUGAGGAGACCAAACCUUUACUGGAGGAGCUGGACAUUGACCUGAAGGACAUUUACUAUAAGAUCCGGUGUGUGUUGAUGCCCAUGCCAUCUCUGGGCUUUAACAGACAGGUGGUCAGAGAUAACCCUGACUUCUGGGGACCGCUGGCCGUCGUGCUGCUCUUCUCCAUGAUCUCCAUCUAUGGGCAGUUCCGCGUGGUGUCUUGGAUAAUCACCAUUUGGAUAUUUGGGUCGUUGAUGAUCUUCCUGCUGGCCAGAGUGCUGGGUGGAGAGGUUUCUUACGGUCAGGUGCUGGGUGUGAUCGGAUACUCGCUGCUCCCUCUCAUCGUCAUCGCGCCCUUACUGCUGUUCACUGGAGCAUUCGAAAUCGUCUCUACACUCGUGAAGGUUGCUGGUGGUGAUGUUUUUGUUCCCUGAUCGAUAUCCAGGUCCAGCAUGCUAACAAACACAUCCUGUACCUCCCCACAAACCCACAACAUAAACUCCAAAUAUCUUUAGUAAUAAUCUUAUUAAACCGUGAUUGGUUGAACGAUCAGCCACUGGCAUCCAUCAGCUGAGACACGCCCCCAACUCAUAUUUACAUAAACGUGUUUCUUUAAUGUUAUCUUCCAAGAAUGUUUAAAUGUCACCAUGUAAAAUGUUCCAUUUCUUAAAAUCGAUAAUAAUAAUAAUAAGACGAAAAAAAAUACAUAUUUUCAGUACGUCCAACAGUACAAUAACUUUAAUAUUAUUACUAUAUGUUUAUAAUAUUAUAAUAAGGGAUAUACAGACAGUUUAUCUCUACCUUCUUAUGCUUAUUACAUUACAUAUUGUUAUUGUUAUUAUUAUUAUUAUUAUUAUUAUUAUUAUAUAUUGUAUGCUACAGUGAUGCUGAGUUCUGGAAUCUGAUUGGUCAGAAGGUGAGCAGUGGUUCUGUAUGACAGCAUAUGACUGUAUGAACCACAGGUUUAUAUUAAUGCGCUCGUUUCCAUAGCAACGGAUCAUUCACAGGGACUCGUACAGUGAACGCUCCACAUAAUCGGAGAUUAAUAAUAACCGGAUUUUAAAAACCGUGUUGUUGUUUAAGAAAGUAAAACGUUUCGUCAUCGAUGUGGUGAAGUUUGUUUAUUUAUGAGACGUUUAUGUAACUUUUAUGGAAGGAGUCUCCAGUGUCAGUGCUUUAUAACAGUCCCGGGACAGGAAGGUGUUCAGGACAGAGGAGUUUACUCUCUCCGGUUUCUCAGUAAAGUGACCAGCUGCGUUCUUUUGAGAGAGAGAAAGAGAGAGACAGAGACAGAAAGAACGAGAGAGAGGAAGAGAGGGACAGAACGUGAGAGAGAGGGGGAACGAAAGAGAACGAAACAGAGAAUGAGAGGGAGAGAGAGAAUGUGUGUGAGAGAGGGACAGAACAUGAGAGAGAGGGAACUAAAGAGAACGAAACAGAGAGAGGAAGAGAGGGACAGAAUGUGAGAGAAUGAACUAGAAUGAGAGGAGAACAUGAGAGGGAGAAUGAGAGAGACGGAGAAUAUGAGAGAGGGAGAAUGAGAGAGAGGGAGAAUAUGAGAGUGAGAGAGGUAGAAUAUGAGAGAGGGAGAAUGAGAGAGAGGGAGAAUAUGAGAGUGAGAGAGAGGUAGAAUAUGAGAGAGGGAGAGUGAGGGAGGGAGAAUGAGAGGGAAAGUGAGGGAGAAAGAGAGAGAGAGGGAGAAUGAGAGAAAGGGAGAAUGUGAGAGAAAGAGAGGGAGAAUGAGAGGGAGAAAGUGAGAGAGAAAGAGAGAGAGAAUGAGAGGGAGGGAGAGG